UCGUCUGUUAAGAUCCCGGCUUGAUUUGAAUUAGUUAUAUGGUCUGCAGGAAACCGUUCUCUCCCCUCCACCGUUGUUGGCCAUUGUCCCUCGCUUCACUGGCAUUCCCUCACCUUCACUCGAGACCAUUUAUCUCACCAAGUCUCACCUUUACCUGGCUGACAAGUAUCAUUUUGUUUCAAAAACCCACAAAAAGCUUAUAUUAGAAAGAACCAUGGAUUUCUCCCGUUGAUGGCAAUGCUGUCAUUACUCUUUGACUUUUGUCCCAUCGAUUUCGAGAGCUCCGUCACCAUCAAGUCUAUCCAAAACCCUCUAUUUGCCUUUGUUAUCAAUCACCCAUCGCAGUAUACCCUCUAAUUAGGGCGUUGUCUUGCCUUGGGACAUCUGCCAAUAAGAUAAUUAAUCACCUUUCGAAAUGGGCUCGACUCCUACACCCUCCCGAGAAUCUAUUUCGCGAAGCCGAAUUCUCCGUACCACCACCACCAGCAGCGUCCAUCGGCGAGGCGAUUCCGAUAUUCAAACAACAUGCAACUCACAAGGUCCGCCGAGGCUAGGUGUGCCCGAUUGGUUUACAAAAGACGAUGAUCCGAGGACAUCCACGAGUACAUAUGCCUCGACGAUACCCUGUCGCGAAGAAUUGAAGAAGAAAAUCCACACAGAGCUCGUCCGCGACAGAUACGAGGCAUUUCCAGCUGAAGCGAUCGCUUCAAAUCCGACCAGCUUUGGCAGAUUGUUCCCCUCGUGUAGAAAGCUUAUGGUCAGCCACGACGAUACGACCCGCGACGGUAACCUGAAUCUACGCGUUUCCACGCUUGUGACUGAGACUCGAGGGCGGCAAUGCGAAGUUAUUCUUUUCCACCUGCGAAUGCUUGACUUGCAGGAGAGGAAAUUCUCGUUCAGACGAUACUGUCGUCAAUCUGGCAGAGAAGUGUGUCAUUCCGCGAGAAAGUACCGAGAGUGUGCCAACGAAAAGCGAUACACAGCGUUCUCCUGGGCCAAUUUUUCGCCGUUUCGCCCAAAGUCGAAGUCUCAGCAGACAAACCUCAAUCAUCUCAGAAGGCAAGAUUCGGGCUAUAAAUCAGGAACGGAGGAAGACGAGUUAUCUGAGAAGAACGGGUUCCCCGAAAGGGAUGCGCCACCCUCGCAAAAUGAACCAUCUCCAACAAACACGAUAAAGCUAGAGUUUUCCAAUUAUGCUCAUGUGGAUGUCCAGAGACGUGGUUCGAAAAUUUCCAAACGCUACGAUUACGAAUACUGGAGUACAAAAUAUCAGUGGAGGAGGUCAAUUCGGCAUCACGGCGGUUCCGAGGAGCUAUCCUACCAUCUGUAUGAUCUCAGUAAGCCGAAGCCCGUCGCACAUAUUGUCCCAGAGGCAUUGGCUCCCAUGGAAGCGUUUGACGAAGAGUCCAAGGGGGGUUGGGUACCGCCAUCGUCGAUAUGGAUCAGUGACGCGGCAAUAUUUGGCAAAAUGAGCGAUAUCGCUGAUGUUGUCAUCGCUACAGGCCUGAUUGCCCUGGUUGAUGACAAUAUCAGGCGCCGCUGGCACAACAAAGAAAAGUCACGCCCGUCCUCUCCCAUUGCGUCCACGUUUAUCAAGAGCGUCGAGUCUCUUGUUUCGACCAAGCUUUUCGACAAGAUUUUCCAAAAUCGAUGGUCUUCCGGCUCUCAACAUAUCAAUUCGAUUCGCCAGCUAGUUUUUCGUGGCCACGGGUCAUGA
This is a messenger RNA of Coccidioides immitis RS, 1717 nucleotides long. RefSeq lists its product as uncharacterized. Lineage: Eukaryota; Fungi; Ascomycota; Eurotiomycetes; Onygenales; Onygenaceae. The transcript has 2 exons. The coding region runs from base 416 to 1717 and encodes 433 amino acids. The record is from RefSeq and is a predicted model, not a curated record.